AUGACCUUUCUUAAGGAUGAUUCUGAUGGAGUUUGGAUUGCCUGUGGGAUUUGUGAAAUUGAUAAUGGAGUGUGUGACCACAGUCAGUUAUUCUUUGUUAUUGAAUGGGGGAUUAACAGAAAGAUUCCAAGCAAAAAAGGGAUUAAGAUGAGGAGACCCCAUGUCUCCUUACUUGUUUGUGUUGAUGAUCUGAUACUAUGUUGUAGAGCAAACAAGAUUUCAAUACAACUAUUACUAGAGAAACUCAAUCAUUUUUCUGAGGUUUCAAGUCUGCAAGCUAAUAUGGAGAAGAGUGCACUGUAUAUUGCUGGGGUUUCUAAAGAAUUUAAGGAACAAAUACUAGAAGAAUUGCAAUUCAUUCUGGGAGACCUUCUAUUCAAGCAUUUAGGUGUGCCGCUAUAUUCAAAGAAGCUGUCUAUUCAACAAUGGAUGCCUCUGGUUGAGAAGAUAACAACAAGAAUCAACUGUUGGACAUCAAAAUUCUUGUCAUACAGUGGGAGAAUGCAACUGCUAAAGAGUGUGGUUUUUGAUAUGCAAACGUACUGGGCACAAGUUUUUUUACUGCCUAAGAAGAUCAUUAAGAUGAUAACUACAGUAUGUGGAACUUUCCUAUGGACCGGAAUUAAUGAACCUUCUAGGAGAGCAUUGGUAGCUUGGGUCACUAUAUGUAAGCCAAAAUCAGCAGGUGGACUUAAUGUUUUGGACCUCCAUUAUUGGAAUAAGCCUGCUCUGUGCAAGUUACUAUGGGCUAUAACUGAACGAAAGGAUACUUUGUGGAUUCAAUGGGUUCACAGCUUCUACAUCAAAAACAGAAAUGUUGAAAAUAUGAGUACUCCAAAGCAGGCAUGCUGGAUAGUAAAGAAGAUUUUUGAUGCAAGGGAUUGGCUUAGGCAGAAUAAUCCUAAUGAAACUCUAAAAACUUUUGCAAGUCAAGUAAGUUCUGUAUUAAGAAGUUAUACACUGCCUCAAGACCACAAUAUCAGAAGUGCAACUGCAAGAGACUAA
Molecule: messenger RNA, 1005 nt
Organism: Nicotiana tabacum (common tobacco)
Lineage: Eukaryota; Viridiplantae; Streptophyta; Magnoliopsida; Solanales; Solanaceae
Source: RefSeq, a predicted model, not a curated record